AUGAAAGAACCCGGCAACAACCUUCGACACGUCAUUGACAUGAUGGUCGCAUACAUCGAAACUGGGAAUCCUAUCAUCUGGUCACCUUUAGGUUCCCUGUGGAUCUGGCUCAAGCCAAGAGGCCUCGACAGAAUUCUGGCAUUUGUGACCCCGGCCAAAAUCAAGGCUUGGGAUGCUUUUGUGGCGAAUUGUCAAAAGGAACGCGCUCAAAAGCAGUAUGAGUCGAAACGUAUGGCACAUUCCGAGAUUCGCAAGGAUUUUUUCCACUGGCUAUUCGAGGCAAAAGACCCAGAUACGGGAGAAGGAUACACUCUUACAGAGCUGAAUGCCGAAUGCGAGGUCCUGACCGUUGCGGGAUCAGAUACCACCGCCACCGUUCUAUCCGCACUCUUCUUCUAUCUCUGUCGCAAUCCGCAUGUACAGGAACGGCUCGCGAAGGAGAUCGAACGCGCGUUCCCGAGCUACGACGACAUUAGAUCUGGAGCCGCGCUCCAAUCUUGCGCAUACCUCACUGCUGUUCUGCACGAAGCUUUGCGCAUGUCGACACCCAUUGCCGCGGAUCUGCAUCGCCAAGUUCUUGCUGGGGACUACUACCCUGAGCCCACAAAGUUUCUGCCCGAGCGCUGGAUUGUAGGCGAAGCAGGAUCAACCGAAGAAAGCGUCAAGUUGGCUGACAGCGCAGCUUGCCCCUUCUCAAUGGGUCCGAGAGGCUGUCCUGGUAAGAAUGUGGCCUGGCUAGAGAUGAGGCUGGUCCUGACGAAGGCGAUCUGGAAGUAUGAGAUUAUGCAGGAGCCAGACAACAAACUCGGAGGUGGUCGCGCUGACGGAGAAUGGGGUCGUCGAAACGAGGACCAGUACCAGACCUACGAUUCCUUCGUGUCAAACCGAAAAGGGCCCAUCGUACGAUUGAAAGAGCGAUUCCGUGACUAG
This is a messenger RNA of Parastagonospora nodorum SN15, 930 nucleotides long. RefSeq lists its product as hypothetical. The coding region runs from base 1 to 930 and encodes 309 amino acids. NCBI's taxonomy places the organism in Eukaryota, Fungi, Ascomycota, Dothideomycetes, Pleosporales, Phaeosphaeriaceae. The transcript is spliced from 3 exons. The record is from RefSeq and is a predicted model, not a curated record. Gene Ontology annotation, molecular function: iron ion binding; heme binding; oxidoreductase activity, acting on paired donors, with incorporation or reduction of molecular oxygen.